UCCUCCUAAUGUCUGUAAGACUGGAACAGAUCAUUUAACAUUGUGAAUUGUGUUGUAUUGCAAUAUUAGCCUUAUGCAGCAGCGGCUCAUGACCAUAGAUUGUGGUGUGGCCAAGUAGGACAAGUAAUCCUGUAAUAGACAGUUGAGAUUUGGCAACAUACAAUCAUCAAGAAUAAAGUCUAGCCGCUCAUUUUUGAGCUUAGAUUUAGACAUACCUUUUUUUAUCCAGUCUGUGCCCACUAUAGUCUCAGAUUCCUGUUCUUGGUUGACAGGUUUGGAAAGUAAUGAGGUCUUCUGCUCUUGUAGCUGCCUCAAGGUUUGAGAUGCUUUUCUGCCCACCACAGCUGUAAAGAUUGGUUUCCAUAGGUUUUCCUGUUACCUGAAGCCAGUCUGGCCCUUCUCCUCUGACUUCUCUCAUCAAUAAGGUAUUUCUGCUCACAGAACUGCUACUCAUGGAAUGUUUUUCUUGUUCUUUUUUUUUUUUGCUAUUUUUUUUUUUUUUUUUUUUUUUUUGCUUUUUAUGGUUUUCACACCAUUCUGUAUAAAGUAUAGAAAUGGGUGUGUAUUAUUCAAACCAUGACACGCUCAAAGUCACUGACAAAAAUUUGUUCCUCAAGCUGAUGUUUGGUGUGAACAUUAGUGAAGCUCUUGACCUGUAUCUGCAGGAUCUAAUGCAGUGCACUGCUGCCACAUGUGCAGGUGUACAAGUGUUUGUAGAAAAGUGGACUAUGAGUAUUUAAUGAGCGGUCAUUGACUUUAACAUAAUACUGACACAUUUUUACAAGCACAUAAAUGGGCCAUAUAUGAUAUGUGUUUAUGGGCUCAAAAAGACACCAGACUUUGUGAAGCAUGACCUGCAAUUGUCUUUUGCAAAUAUGAACUUUGAGUUUUGCAAAUACUCAUGACAUGUGUAACAAUAUUUAGAUAACAGAGCUCAGAAAUAUAAGCAACAUGUGCGUUUAACUGAAUAAUACAACUAAUAGUUUCAAUGCACUGAAAGAAAGAGGUCGUUUUUAAUUACCUGCCGGAUAAUUGUGUGUCACUCAUCGGAAAUGAAUGAGGCUGAAUUCCAAAUGAAUUUCGUUAUAAGCGCGCUACACAGGGUAUGGCUACUGGGUCCUGCGUAGAUGCACGACACCUCCAAUAGGAAGCGGUUUGAGAUUUAACAGCAGUAGCUCGAUUUAACAGGCAUGGGGUCUACGUUAUGCUCUCAGAAUCCGUUAACAUCAUGUAAUCGAAUGCGUUCUUAAAAUACUAACAGAGCGGAGAAUACAUGUGCGAGUCUGGAUAAUGUGUGUGUAUUAAUAGAAAGGAAGGCGCUUAAUCUUCUAACCUCAGUUCCAUCACUGGCACCCGAUUGAAGAAACACUGCAGUCAAGUGAAAGUUGCUCUGCGUUCUCUGUUCCUCUCAUGCAAGUCUCUUUUCGUCGCUAGACAACAUGAACGUGUCCGAAUCCUGGCGCGUUGGAGAUUCUUCUGUUCCUGAGUUGGAGAUGGCGGAGGAUCCGGGCGCGCGUGCCACCCGGGAGAAGAGCGCGCAGCAGGACGGGAACGCGCCACAGGCGUUGCCUCAGCGCCGAGUCUCUCACCUGUACAACUACGGCCACCGGAUGUCCGUGUACAGCGCCACGCGACCCGUCCUCACCCGCGCUUACCUUCAAGGACAGGUGUACAACUUUUUGGAAAGACCGUCGGGGUGGAAAUGCUUUGUGUAUCACUUUACAGUGUUUUUGAUUGUACUAUCUUGCCUGAUCCUCAGCGUAUUAUCUACUAUUGAUCAGUAUCAGGCUUUGGCCCAAGAAACACUUUUCUGGGUGGAAAUAGUGUUGGUGGUAUUUUUCGGAGUGGAGUAUGUGGUGAGGCUGUGGUCUGCAGGAUGCCGCAGUAAAUAUGUGGGUAUUCUGGGGAGGCUCCGCUUUGCAAGAAAGCCCAUCUCUAUCAUUGACUUAAUUGUGGUGGUGGCCUCGGUCAUUGUUCUUUCAGUAGGCUCUAAUGGGCAGGUCUUUGCUACCUCUGCCGUCAGAGGCAUCCGCUUUUUGCAGAUCCUACGAAUGUUGCAUGUGGAUCGUCAGGGAGGAACCUGGAGGCUGCUAGGAUCAGUGGUUUUCAUUCAUCGCCAGGAACUGAUCACAACUCUCUAUAUUGGAUUCUUGGGUCUGAUCUUCUGCUCGUACUUUGUGUACCUGGCAGAAAAAGAUGCAGUGGACAGCAGUGGAAUCACAGAAUUUUCCAGCUAUGCUGAUGCUCUGUGGUGGGGAGUGGUGACAGUGACCACUAUUGGGUAUGGGGAUAAAGUGCCACAGACAUGGAUUGGCAAAACCAUUGGGUCCUGUUUUGCCGUCUUUGCCAUGUCCUUCUUUGCCCUGCCUGCUGGCAUUCUGGGUUCAGGCUUUGCCCUGAAAGUCCAACAGAAACAGAGACAGAAGCACUUCAACAGGCAAAUUCCUGCUGCUGCAUGUCUUAUACAGACAUCCUGGAGAUGUUUUGCAGUAGAAAACCCUGACUCUUCCACCUAUAAGAUGUUUGUGCGAAGGAAGCAUGUGUUUUCAAGUCACGCAGCAUUGAGUCCUAAGGCUAAAAAACUUGUAAAAAUGAGAAGAAAGAUGAAAUCCACUGAGAAAGACAAUGGCCCAAGCACUCCUACAAUCCCCACAAUCACCUUUGACUCAGUGUUUGACGAUGGCCGAGACCACAGUCAGGAUACAGUGUACAGUACUGAAACAUCCGUAAAAGCAUUUGCUCCGAGAAGAUUUGAACGACAGCACUCCUGGACCUCUAUAACCUCCUUCCAGUUCUCCCCUCCUCCAGUAAAGCAAAGCUCAGAGUUUUUGGAGGUGCAGUCACAUCCCCCACUGCAGAGAAGCAACAGUUUUGCAGAUGACGUGGAAAUGGAAGCAGAGAGGGAUAUCUUUCUCCUGCCUGUCUCUCAUGUGUCAGAGUUGCGAGAAACCCACCGGGCAGCUAUUAAAGUGAUCCAGCGAAUGCGCUAUUUUGUGGCCAAAAAAAGGUUCCAGCAAGCACGUAAACCAUAUGAUGUCAGAGAUGUGAUCGAGCAGUACUCUCAAGGCCAUGUCAACCUCAUGGUACGCAUCAAGGAGCUACAGAGGAGACUGGAUCAGAGUUUGGGGAAGAUGUCCUGGUUCCAGACAAGUUCAGAGCGAGCUAGAGAUAGAGGCACGAAUACAAUUGGCUCCAGACUCAACAGAAUGGAGGACAAGAUCACACACAUGGACAAGACUCUGAACCUCAUCGCUGAAUCUCUGAACCUCCUGCUGAAGAAGGAGAGUGAUGUUAGCAGUGUGGCAGGAGCACUGCAGGGUCAAAGGGCCCCCAUGCUAACACGUGACCUCAGUCUGCCCACGUAUGACCAGCUCUCCACUCCAAGUCCAGCUGACCUUGAGGAGAGCUCCUGAGCUGAAGCAGCCUCCAAAGCUAGUGAAUCUGGUGCCUUGUCUGGGGUGAGGUUUGUGUUGGAGAAGAGUAGACACAGACAAAAGAACACUGAAUUUGUACUUAAUCUUGAUUAGAUUUACUCAGGUGGACCAAUCAUAAUGAGUUACUUUGUAAGACGGAUUGAAAGAAUGGAAUCUCUCAUACACAUACAGUAUGACAUGGAUUACUGAGUGGCGUGGUGUGUUUACUGUAUACGAAAAAAUAUGUGAGAUCAUUUUUAAUUACUAGAAUUUCUUGAUAUGCUGAUUAAUAUUAAUCGAAAAUUUAGGUUUUAUUGCAAGGUAUGGGGUUGCCUAUGGCAAGCUAUGCACAUCCAGUGGUUGCAUAAAUAUUUAUUAGAUCCAGUGAUAUGGGGUGGUUUUCCAAUCUGUACAUUUGAAAUCUAGUUUAUUUAUUAAAACAUGUAUACAUUGAGUCAGAAAUGCAUACAUGAAUACAUGUAUUGAUUUCCAUUCACAUGCUAAAAUAUUAGUGUGGUUUAAAUAAUGAGCCAGAUGUUUUACUGGUUUAUUCCAGAAGCAACACUGAUGAAUCCUUUUUUUUCUCUGAUUUUUAUACAUGCUAUUUUGCCUAUUCUUAUUAAAAAAAUAUUAACCAUCA
Messenger RNA from Ictalurus punctatus (channel catfish), 4053 nucleotides. RefSeq names its product potassium voltage-gated channel, KQT-like subfamily, member 1.1 (gene kcnq1.1). Gene Ontology annotation, biological process: potassium ion transport; transmembrane transport. The coding region runs from base 1440 to 3413 and encodes 657 amino acids. The transcript is spliced from 18 exons. NCBI's taxonomy places the organism in Eukaryota, Metazoa, Chordata, Actinopteri, Siluriformes, Ictaluridae. Gene Ontology annotation, cellular component: voltage-gated potassium channel complex; membrane. Gene Ontology annotation, molecular function: voltage-gated potassium channel activity. The record is from RefSeq and is a predicted model, not a curated record.